Molecule: messenger RNA, 1024 nt
Organism: Gastrolobium bilobum
Lineage: Eukaryota; Viridiplantae; Streptophyta; Magnoliopsida; Fabales; Fabaceae
Product: binding partner of ACD11 1
Exons: 8
Coding region: 119-925 (268 amino acids)
Molecular function (GO): RNA binding
Source: RefSeq, a predicted model, not a curated record
UGACACUGUCAUUCUAAGCUGUCUUCUACAACAACCUGUCUCUCUCUCUCUCUGCCCUAAGCUUUUAGAAUACAAAUACAAACGCCUUCUGCUACACAAAACCGCUCUUACUACUACAAUGCAGACAAGAACAGUUCAAGUGAAGCAAGUUUCGGAUCUAGCUGGUGAGAGAGAAAUUCACGAGUUCUUCUCGUUUUCUGGAGAAAUCGAGCACAUUGAAAUCCAAAGUGUAUCUGGGAAAUCAAAGACAGCAUUUGUGACAUUUAAAGACCCAAAAGCGCUUGAAAUAGCAUUAUUGUUAUCGGGAGCAACAAUAGUAGACCAGAUUGUGAAUAUAACUCCAGUGGAGAACUAUGUACCGAAACAUGAGAUGCAGGAAGUAAGGGUGGUAGAAAAUGCUAUAAAUGUUACUCCUGAAACUGUUUCGCUGAAUAUUGAGGAGGAAAAAGCCAGCCCCGCCAAUGGAAGAAUUUACGUUAGUAAAGCACAAGAUGUAGUUACAAGUGUGCUGGCAAAAGGUUCAGCAAUAAGACAAGAUGCCUUGAACAAAGCUAAAGCAUUUGAUGAAAAGCAUCAGUUGACUGCAAACGCAUCUGCAAAGGUCAUUUCUUUUGACAAGAGAGUUGGACUGACAGAGAAAUUAACAGUUGGCAUUUCUGUGGUCAAUGAGAAAGUGAAAUCUGUUGAUCAGAGGCUUCACGUUUCAGAUAAGACUAUGGCAGCAAUAAUUGCAGCUGAGAGGAAGUUGAAUGAUACUGGAUCAGCUGUCAAAACAAGCAGAUAUGUGACUGCUGGAACAGCAUGGUUAAAUGGUGCUUUCAGUAAGGUGGCAAAGGUUGGACAAGUUGCUGGUACUAAAACUAGAGAAAAGUUUCAUUUGGCUGUAUCAAACUUGACAACAAAGGAACCACCGGUGGUUGCAUAAGCCAAUUUUUAUUUAUUUAUGGUCACUUCAUCAAACCUUUGAUGUGGAUCUCUCUCAGAGCAUGGUUGAGUUAAAUUUGGUCAUAGAGAUUGAGUUAUU